Molecule: messenger RNA, 1988 nt
Organism: Salvelinus sp. IW2-2015
Lineage: Eukaryota; Metazoa; Chordata; Actinopteri; Salmoniformes; Salmonidae
Source: RefSeq, a predicted model, not a curated record
AUGGUGAUAGCUGAGCUGACUAUACUGACUGAGGUGGCAGAUGCUGUGGGUGCGGGUGUGGAUCCUAGCAGCAAUUCCUCCACCUUCACCAGCCAAUGGGACCUGGCCAGCGCCUUUUUCUUCUCUGGGACCAUCGUCACCACCAUCGGUUUUGGGAACAUCUCCCCGAAGACAGAAGGGGGGCAGCUGUUCUGUAUCUUUUAUGCCCUGGUGGGGAUCCCUCUGUUUGGUAUCCUGCUGGCUGGAGUUGGAGACCAUCUGGGGACCGGGCUGAGGAAGGCCAUCCUCAAAAUAGAGUUUCUCUUAGCGAAAUGGAAGGUGAGUCCUACUAUUGUUCGAGUCAUCUCAGCCAUACUCUCCAUCCUGUUGGGGGUAGCACUCUUCGUUGCAGUGCCAACGCUGGUGUUUCAGGAGGUGGAGAAGUGGACUCUCCUGGAGGCGUCCUACUUUGUUGUCAUCACCCUGACUACAGUGGGUUUUGGAGACUAUGUUGCAGGUGAUAGUGGAGAUGGUGGUAAAGACCACUGGUACAAGCCCCUGGUGUGGUUCUGGAUCCUGCUGGGCCUGGCCUACUUUGCUUCCAUCCUGUCCAUGGUUGCAAACUGGCUUCGGGUCCUGUCCAAGAAGACCAGGGCUGAGAUGGAGGAGCUCAGAGCCCGUACCACUGACUGGGGUCAGAACAUUCAGAACAUGUCCGUGGACUUCCGCAUGCCAGACGACCCCUUCAAACGACGACGACGAAAGCGUCGACAUGGCCCUCGCAGCCGAGGCAAUGGGGCAGGCCAUGUGUCUGGGGCCCCUGGGGAGAGGGGCAGAGUGAUGGAGAAUGGCCAGCUGAACAGCCAAUCAGAGACUGGAUCAUCCUCAUACUCUUACUCAUCCAACGAGUCAGAGUCUGGAUCUGCGACAGGGUCAGAGGUCACGCAGCAUGAGCGGGUAGUAGAGGAAAAAGAGAAGGAUGUCGAUAAGGAGAACGCCUUCCCAGAAUCCCUGUAUUCCCAGCCUCUGGACUACUUUGGAGAGAACCUGGCAUACAUUGAUGAGUCCUCAGAUGCAGUUAGUGGAAAAUUACAUUUGGAUCCCCUGUUGGAUCCAACACAGCCCGUCUCUACACGCUCACGAAAGCCCAAGAGGAGACGGCCCAGAAGGCCACCCCCAGAGAAGAGCCCUAAAAUUAGCCCUACCAAACCUGAGAAGAAAGAGCCCAAUGGAGACAUAAAACCCCAUGAAAAUCCACCGCCACCAAAGGAUAGAUGAACCAAAUGCUCAAAGGUGUGAAGGGAAGAAGAAGUUAUGUGGGAAGAACUGAAUCUGAUUGAUUAUGUUUUAUUCACUACACUGUUCAUGUUUCAUAAACAUAGUUUGAGUGUGUGUAUGUUGUGUAUGCCUGAUUCAAAUAGGGAGUAAGCCUUGAUGUAAUAGCAGAGUGACUUAUUCAAAUAAUCCUAACAAAACUUAACCAUGUCACUUCUUUAACCUGAUGUUGCCUUGGUAGCGUUUUAAUAAGGAACACAAUCUUAUGUGCCCCACUUAUCUAUGUUUGCUUAUGGAGUGAGCGCUCCCUACCGGGCAAUCAUGAAACUGCAAAGCCCUGUUUUCUCUGGAUAAAAUAAGCAGUGAAGCACACCAACAUGCAUUGUUUUUUUUAUUACUCUGAAUGAAUUUAUAUUUUUUGCCGUUAGGGGAAAAAAGCCUUAUGACAAUAACUCUCCCAUAAUGAAUUUGUCCCUGAAUGUCUGGAGCCCAAACUAUAGAGAACAAAGCUUUGGUAUAUAAUAGGAAAGUUCUAAUUCAAGGCAUGAGUAAAUCCUGUCUCUGCCAAUAACCAUAUCUGGUCUUGCAUGACCUUAGCCUAAGUAUUACACUAGUGACGUUAUUACUGUGUGCACUGUGUACAGCAUAUGCCAUUGUAUAUAUUUUUGAGUAUUAUUCUUUGAAUGUAUUACACACAACUGUCCUGUAAAAUAAACAACACAUUUUUUAAAUAA